Molecule: messenger RNA, 2859 nt
Organism: Scomber japonicus (chub mackerel)
Lineage: Eukaryota; Metazoa; Chordata; Actinopteri; Scombriformes; Scombridae
Product: zinc finger protein 726-like
Exons: 2
Coding region: 64-2859 (931 amino acids)
Biological process (GO): regulation of transcription by RNA polymerase II
Molecular function (GO): DNA-binding transcription factor activity; RNA polymerase II cis-regulatory region sequence-specific DNA binding
Source: RefSeq, a predicted model, not a curated record
ACUUCGAGGUGUUUGUCGAAGUUUUAGCAAGAAAAAAGUGCUUCAAGUUUAACUCUGACAACAAUGGCUUCGGUCAUGAUCAUGAGAAAGUUUGUCUGCGAUCGGCUGACGGCGGCCGCGCAGGAAAUACUGGGAGCCUUUGAGAAGAAAAUUGAUGAUUAUGAGUUAGAAAUCGCUCGUCAACGCAGACUGCUGGACACCGUUUUGACGCCUCAGUUAAGGCUUCACAGGACAGACCUCUCACAGACAAUUGUCCAUAAGGAGGAAGAGGACCUUCACCUGGACCAGCAGCAGCAACUGAAUAACCGGGACAGAAAUGCAAGCCUGAUACAACAAGGUCCCCCUCAGGUUAAGCAUGAAGAAGAGGAAAUGUGCAUCAGUCAGAAACAACAGCAGGUGCCGGAGACUGAUGCCUCUAAUUUGACUCAUAAGGAAAGUGUCCGCAGUGAUCAAACUCAGCCUUUGAACCCUGAUCAAACUCAGAAUGCAGCGCAGAAAGAUCCUCAAUCCAACAAGGAUGCAGUGACUGCAUCUGACAGGGAGAGUUCUGCAGGAUCAGAACCAAACAGUGACCACCGGCUCCUCUCUGACAGCUCUUGUGUAGCUGGGAGCGAAGAUCACAUAACUGGUAACAAUGGAAGUGCACCGCCAACAGAACAUACCGAGUCAACACCAAAUGAGAAAAGCCCUGAUGAGAACACAACAUCAGCUACAAGUACUGAGCAAACACUAAACAAGAAAAGCAGUGAUGAGAACACAACCGCAAACAAAGAUACUGAGCCAACACCAAAUACGAAACAAAAGGAAGACAACGCAGCACCAGCCAGUAACAAUGAGACCACAAAAUCCACUACAAGCAGUGAUCCCACACCAAACAAGGAAUGCAACAGUGAAAACAAUACAGCAACAGGUACCAAACUAACACCAAAUGAGAAAUCCAACAGUGAGACUACAACAUCAACCAGAGUUUGUGAGCCCAACGAUGAAAACCCAACAUCAACCGGAGUUUGUGAGCCCAACGAUGAAAACCCAACAUCAACCGGAGUUUGUGAGCCCAACGAUGAAAACCCAACAUCAACCGGAGUUUGUGAGCCCAACGAUGAAAACCCAACAUCAACCGGAGUUUGUGAGCCCAACGAUGAAAACCCAACAUCAACCGGAGUUUGUGAGCCCAACGAUGAAAACCCAACAUCAACCGGAGUUUGUGAGCCCAACGAUGAAAACCCAACAUCAACCGGAGUUUGUGAGCCCAACGAUGAAAACCCAACAUCAACCAGAAGUAUGGAGACUGCACCACAAAAGAGAUGUACCCAUGCGAACACUGCAUCAAAUGCAGGUACUGACGCAACAACAAAUGAGAAAUGUAAGGAUAAGGCCACAGCAUCAGAUGAACAUAAAGAACCAACAUCAAGCAAAAAACUUAAGUCAACAUCCACUAGAAGCACCAGGCCAACACCAAAAAAGACACCCAAUGUUGAGAAUACAACAUCAACCAAAAGCACUGAACCAACAUCAAAUAAGAAACACAGAAAUGAGAGCACAACAGAAAAUGCAAGUACUGAUCCAAGUCCAGAUAGGAACACGACAUCAGAUAAAUGUAACAAGCCAACACCAAAGAAGAAACCCAGUGAUGGGAAAACAACUUCAACUAGAAGUACUGAGGCGAUGCGGAAAAAGACACACAAUGUUGAAUUAGCAUUCUAUGAGAAGAGAUCACGUAAACCUCCUAAACCGAAGCCAGCUCCAGAGACGGAUGAUGAAAAUGAGAACAUGGAAUCAACUGGAAAUACUGAGUCAACACUAAAUAAGAAAUCCAGUGAUGGGAAAGCAACACCAGAUAAGAAACGUAACAAUGAGACAAGAACAUCAAAUGGAAGUACUAAGCAAACACCAAAGAAGAAAACUGACGAAGGAAACAUGUCUACAAAAAGUAAAGAGUCAAACUCACGCAAGAGAUCUAACGUUGGGAACUCAACAGCAAAUAAGAGCACCGACCAAAGAUCAGACAAGAAAUAUAAGGAUGAAAAUACAGCAUCAGCAGGAAAUGUAGAGCCAACGCCAAGUGGUCGACAGAAGACUAGGAGCACAUCAUCAAAUGCAGCUGCUGAGCCAACACCGAAAAAGAAAACCCGGACAUCCGCUGGAAGUACAGAGACCGAAGACAAUCCUUUCAAGUGUGACAGGUGUGGAAAAGUAAUGUCUAAUUUCAAAAACUACAAAUUUCACAUGAAAUCCCAUACCGUUGACAAGUCUUUUAAGUGCGAGACUUGUGGCAAAAUGUUCAGGGAGAGUUGGGAUUUGAAUAAACACGUGGUAAUCCACGCUAAAGAGAAGCCUUUCAAAUGCAAGGUUUGCGGAAAAGAAUUCAACUGGCGUUACAAUCAUGACCUGCAUGCCAGGGUUCACACCGGGGAAAGGCCGUACGUGUGCAGCUUUUGUGGGAGAUGCUUCAUCUCAUGUGUGAAUAUGAAAAAGCACAUGAGAACUCAUACAGGGGAGAAGCCUUACACCUGCAGCGACUGUGGGAGGGAGUUUGCGGAUUGUUCGUCUUUCAAGAUUCAUAGGCGUAUACACACUGGGGAGAAGCCUUACAAGUGUUCCUUUUGCAAGAGAACUUUUGCCACCAAGACGACGUUGACGAGACACACCAGAACGCACACCGGUGAAAAGCCAUAUAAGUGCGAGACAUGUGAAAAGAUGUUCCGUCACAAAACAGAUUUGAAACAACAUGUUAGGUUACAUACUGGGGAAAAACCAUAUGAAUGCGUUACUUGUGGGGAAAAGUUCUCCACCUGGAUAAAGCUCGACAAACACAAGAAAAAGAAACACAUAAAGGCUCCAGACAGCGCCACCGUUUAA